AUGAUUUAUUUAUUUCAACAUUAUCUUCCAUUUCUUUCUUUCUUUCUUUCUUUCUUUCUUUCUUUCUUUCCUUCUCGUACAUUCCUUUCAUUCUUUCUUUUACAUUUCUUUCUUUCUUUAUCAUCCAUUUCUUUCUUUCUUUUCCUUUUUUUUUCUUUCUUUAUCAUUCUUUCUUUCUCUUUGAUUCCUUUCUUUCUUUUCCAGUUCUUUCUUUCUUUUCAAUUUCUUUCUUUCUUUAUCAUCCAUUUCUUUCUUUCUUUUCCCUUUCUUUCUUUCUUUCUUUCUUUCUUUCUUUCUUUCUUUCUCUUUGAUUCCUUUCUUUCUUUUCCAGUUCUUUCUUUCUUUUCAAUUUCUUUCUUUCUUUUUUCUUCUUUUUUCUUUAUUUCUCUUCCUUUUAUUUCCUUUAUUCUUUCUUUAUUUCUUUCUUUCUCUUCCAUUUCUUUCUUUCUUUUACAUUUCUUUCUUUCUUUUCUAUUUCUUUCUUUUUUCUUCUGUUUUUCUUUCUUUCCCUUCCAUUUAUUUCCUUUAUUCUUUCUUUACUUGUUUCCUUCUCUUCCCUUUCUUUCUUUAUUUCUUUCUUUCAUUCAUUCUUUCUUUCUUUAUCUUCCAUUUCUUUCUUUCUCUUCCCUUUCUUUCUUUCUUUCUUUCUUUCUUUUACAUUUUUUCUUUUCUUUCUUUUAUCUUUUUUUUCUUUCUUUCUUUUUUCUUUCUUUUCUUUCUCUUCCUUUCUUACUUUUUUUUUUCUUUAUUCUUUCUUUCUUUCUUUUUUUCUUUCUCUUCCUUUCUUUCUUUCUUUUUUACAUUUCUUUUCUUUCAUUCAUUUCUUUUUACAUUUCUUUCUUUUAUUUCUUUCUUUUUCUUUUCUUUCAUUUCUUACUUUCUUUUUUCUUUUUUUAUUUCUUUCUUUCUUUAUUUUUUCUUUCUUUUUUCUUUCUUUUCUUUAUUUCUUCCAUUUUCUUUUUCUUCUUCCUGUUUCAUUUCUUUCUUUCUUUUACAUUUCUUUCUUUCUUUAUCUUCCAUUUCUUUCUUUCUCUUCCCUUCCUUUCUUUCUUUUACAUUUCUUUCUUUCCUUCUUUCUUUCUUUCUCUUCCAUUUCUUUCUUUCUUUUACAUUUCUUUCCUUCUUUUUUUCUUCUUUUUGACUUUUUUCCUCUUCCAUUUAUUUCCUUUAUUCUUUCUUUGUUUGUUACUUUAUCUUCCAUUUCUUUCUUUCUUUUCCCUUUCUUUCUUUCUUUCUUUCUUCUUUCUUUUUUUCUGUAUUUCUUUAUUUCUUUUCAUUUUCUUUCUUUCUUUCUCUUUACAUUUCUUUCUUUUUUUCCAUUUCUUUUCUUUCUUCCUUUUUUUUUCUUUUUCUUUCUUUUUCUUUCUUUCUUUUCUUUCUUCUUUUUCUUUCUUUCUGUUUUUUUUUCUUUCUUUCUUUCAUUUUUCUUUCUUUCUUUCUUUUUUUUUCUUUCUUUCUUUUUUCAUUUCUUUUUUUUUACAUUUCUUUUUUUUUUUUUUCUUUCCAUUUCUUUUCCAUUUCUUUUCCAUUUCUUUCUCUUCUAUUUCUUUCUUUCUUUCUUUCUUUCUUUCUUAUCAUCAUUCUUAUCGACAGUGCACCUGUCUUUUCUCGAACCACAUAAAACGCGCACUUGUUGACAAACUCCAGCCUGAGAGUUUGAACAAUACAGGAGAAAAAGAAGACUAA
Messenger RNA from Acanthosepion pharaonis, 1686 nucleotides. The record is from the annotation of a GenBank genome assembly. NCBI's taxonomy places the organism in Eukaryota, Metazoa, Mollusca, Cephalopoda, Sepiida, Sepiidae.